Molecule: messenger RNA, 1595 nt
Organism: Xiphophorus maculatus (southern platyfish)
Lineage: Eukaryota; Metazoa; Chordata; Actinopteri; Cyprinodontiformes; Poeciliidae
Gene: ndfip1l
Product: Nedd4 family interacting protein 1
Exons: 8
Coding region: 166-858 (230 amino acids)
Biological process (GO): vacuolar transport; positive regulation of protein ubiquitination; metal ion transport
Cellular component (GO): Golgi apparatus; perinuclear region of cytoplasm; endoplasmic reticulum
Molecular function (GO): WW domain binding
Source: RefSeq, a predicted model, not a curated record
CUGCUGUGUUUUACCUUCACAACGUUAUCAGUUUCCUUUCAUAGAAGAGAAGCAGUUUUCCAUUUUGACUGUCGCAUGUUUUAGUUUACACAGUUAUAUAAUUUUGUUUCGAUUAGGCGUAUUCGUGGUGUAUUAUCUGCUGGACUAACUAGCGUUUGGAGCGGAAUGGCGGAGUCGAGCGCCAGGUAUCAGCAGCUGCCCAACGAGGAGGACAGCGAGGAGAGCCCCCAGGUUGCAGCUGAAGCUCCUCCUCCAUACAGCAGCAUCGCAGCGGAAAGUCCUGCCUACUUUGACUGCAAGGAAGACGGGGUUUUCCCUAAGCCUCCAUCCUACAACGUAGCAACGACGCUCCCUUCCUAUGACGAAGCAGAAAGAACUAAAGCGGAGACCUCUGCUCCCCAGGUGACUGGAAGACAACCUCAUCACAGAGAACGCCUGGAGACUUUUGACGAUAUUAUUCACAGUUCACUGGAGGAUGAAGACUUCGUCACCAGAGAUGAUUUUGAUGAUGCUGAUCAACUGAGAAUUGGAAAUGAUGGCAUCUUCAUGCUCACGUUCUUCAUGGCCUUCCUGUUCAACUGGAUCGGCUUCUUCUUGUCUUUUUGUCUGACCACUUCGGCGGCCGGACGCUAUGGGGCCAUCUCUGGCUUCGGACUCUCCCUCAUCAAAUGGAUUCUCAUCGUCAGGUUCUCCACAUACUUCCCGGGUUACUUUGAUGGACAGUACUGGCUGUGGUGGGUGUUUCUGGUAUUGGGCUUCUUGCUCUUCUUCCGCGGAUUCAUCAAUUAUGCCAGGAUCCGCAAGAUGGCCGACACUUUCUCCACUUUGCCCCGCACCCGAGUCCUGUUCAUCUACUAAGCCCACAAAGAAUCAGUAUUUCUUAUGUUUCAUGUUUGUUUCUACCAUGACAAACCGUCAGAAAGGGUAAGGAGGAGUGUAUUUUCUCUCAUGAAACAAAUUGAACAGAUUGUCUUUAGUCUCCCCUCUCCCCUUCUUUUUUUGGCGUUAAACAGUAAAUACAGAGAACUCUCUAUGGCACUUCAGCUUUUGAUGGUGAACUGUGAAGUGCUCUCUAUAAUUAUGAAAUUUCCAAAUGAAUGCCUUACUCAGUUUUGUUGCAGAAGUUAUCUCUUUUGCCACCAGGGGGCACUAUUGUAUGUGUUAUUUUCCCUCAAAUUACUGCCCUUUAGUGCAGAAGAGACUGAACAACAACCCAGGUCUCUGUGGGUGAUUUGCAGGUUAUGGAUUGAUUCAUGCAAAAUGAGACGAUUUACUUCAGCUUAAUAUGCUUUUAAAUUCUCCAAUCAGUGCUGUUUGUUGCUAAUGAAAUAAUAAACAAUGCAGUAGAUAUAAAGGGAAAAGUUGUUUUUUUUGGUUCAGCUGCUAAGAGGACCAAAGAGGGUCAGCUGUCACAUUUUACCAUAAAGAUUUAUUUUUCAUGCAUUCACAAAUUGUCGGUGUAUUUGUUUUCUUAUUUUAUUACCUGCUGAAAUGUUGAUCACAGAAAAAGCUUUUUGGAUACGAUUAUAACUGUUCUCUGGAUGUGGAUGUGCAAUGUUACAUUUCAAACUAAUAAAUUACUCCAACCAAUUAGA